UUGAAUUUUAUUGUGAGUGUUAGAAUUAGCAUGUUUCUGUUGCUGAUUUACUAGACAAUAUAAAUGGUCAUAUAUUUGGUGUAAAAUAAUUUAUUGUGGUGGUACCUUUUAUAUUUGUUUCUAGCGUUCCUGAUAAAAUAAAAAUAAACUCCAAAUAUGAUUAUUCCAAUUCGUUGUUUCACAUGUGGUAAAGUUAUUGGUAACAAAUGGGAGUCGUAUUUAGGUCUUUUACAAGCCGAAUAUACGGAAGGUGAUGCUUUGGAUGCUCUUGGACUCAAACGAUAUUGCUGCAGACGUAUGCUGUUGGGACAUGUUGAUCUAAUCGAAAAAUUGCUCAAUUACGCGCCUUUGGAGAAGUAGUUUUGUUUGAACAGAGCACAUUUUUCCACAACUUACCUUUUGGAAAUAGUAUAAAAUAUAUGUAGCAUUUAGCAACGAUUUAUUAAAUAUAUGUCUUAUUAAUUUAUAAAAACUCGA
Zeugodacus cucurbitae (melon fly) is the source of this 477-nucleotide messenger RNA. It is a transcript of the gene Rpb10, whose product is annotated as DNA-directed RNA polymerases I, II, and III subunit RPABC5. Bases 157 to 360 code for a protein of 67 amino acids. The record is from RefSeq and is a predicted model, not a curated record. The transcript has 2 exons. Gene Ontology annotation, molecular function: zinc ion binding; DNA binding; DNA-directed RNA polymerase activity. Gene Ontology annotation, cellular component: RNA polymerase II, core complex; RNA polymerase III complex; RNA polymerase I complex. Lineage: Eukaryota; Metazoa; Arthropoda; Insecta; Diptera; Tephritidae. Gene Ontology annotation, biological process: tRNA transcription by RNA polymerase III; transcription by RNA polymerase II; transcription by RNA polymerase I.